CAAAUCCUGGAAGCAUUACUUCAUUUGAGGUAGAUGAUGAAAAUCGAUUUGUUCGUGCAUUUCUUUGUUUGAUACCAUGGAUAAAGGCUACCGAAUACUGUAGACCUGUCUUUACUCUCGAUGCAUGUCAUUCAAAAUCGAGCUAUAAUGGUGUAUAUUUUUGUGCAAAUGUAAUUGAAGGUGAUGGUAAACUUGUUCCCGUGGCGUUUGCUAUUGGAUCUGUUGAGAAUUCAAGUAAUUGGGCAUGGUUUUGUGAAAAUCUAAAUGUAGCACUUCCAUUAAUUAAUACAAAUGAAUCUGUAAUUAUAAGUGACCGCGAAAAGGGUAUUUCAGAUGCUGUUUACUCAAAACUUCCUAAUGCCUUUCACGCUUAUUGUGUAUGGCAUAUUGAAAAAAAUGUCAACACAAAGUUUAGAACAAAGCUCGAUGGUAAAAUUUGGGCAGCAGCAAAAGCAUUGCACAUAGAAGGUUUUGCCGAAAUUAUGGAAGAAAUCUUUAAUAUGCAUGCAGAAGCUGCUGCAUAUCUUAAUGAAAUACCUUCUGCAACGUGGACACUUAGCAAAUGUCCUCGAAACCGAUUUGGUCAUCUUACGUCCAAUACAUCUGAGUCGUUGAAUUCUUGGUUACAUGAUGAACGUCUUGCAGAACCACUUGAAGCGAUUAUUUUGCUUAUUCGCAGAGUUAAUGCACUUUACUUUAAUCGUUAUACAACAUAUUCUUCUGUGCAAGCAAUGUUACCACAAACUAUUACUCAGCAACUUCAAUCCGUUAUUGAUAGCUGUCGCAAAAGAAUGGUAUAUCAAGCUAGUGAUUCAGUUUUUGAAGUUAAAAGUAAUGAUG
Molecule: messenger RNA, 840 nt
Organism: Dentiscutata erythropus
Lineage: Eukaryota; Fungi; Glomeromycota; Glomeromycetes; Diversisporales; Gigasporaceae
Source: the annotation of a GenBank genome assembly